AUGUCAGGAUUUGUGACUACAAAGUUUCCAAUUUCCAAAAGAAAGGUAAGUUUGGGAGCCAGCUCACUGCUCAAGGGUAAUACUAACGCAGAGGUCCUUAGUGGGCUUGUCUUAGUUGCCGCUCAAGACGAAAAAAAUGUAUCGUUGAUUCUGGGCCAAAAAAAAUGCCGAAAUUGCAAAAAAAAGUCAGUUGAGUGUAAGUGGGAUGAAAUUGCAAACAUUCCGGCUCAGGAAUCCGAUUUGGAAUCAGACGAUGCGAUGGAAAACAUCUACGAAAACAUAUUCUAUAGAAAUGAUCAAACCAAGCCGCAAUUUGUUUGCUCGACCCAACCAUUGUCGCUGCUUCUUAGCAGAGAUUCCUACUUGUGCUUCGAUGGAGAUUUUUUUGGAUUAUAUUAUCCAUGGAGGGGCCAGGAAAAUGAAGUUCAUGUUGAGUCCCGUCAGGACAUGGCGCUCAGAAAAUUUAUCGAUAGCCAGGGAGCAUAUAUAGUUCCUUCGGCUGUGGAGAGAAAACGAUUAAUUCUGUUAUUUUUGACGAAUUUGUACCCCUUAUUUCCUGUUGUUUCCAGAAAUUCAUUGGAAGACGCAUCCCAGGUGCCUCUCAUAUUGUUGAACGCUAUCAUGUUGUGUGCAACUCGUUUCGACACCGAGGUGGGCCAAGUCUCAGUGAGAACCAGACUCAAACAAUUUUACGAAAGAUGUAAACUUUUGGAGCUCGUAGAGCAUAAUAAGAUAGUGUUGAUCCAAUCUUAUUUGCUCUUGUCUAUUCAUGAGGAGGGAAUCAGCGGCGCUAGAGAUUCCAAAGAAUAUAUCACGAAAGCUUGCAACCUUUGCGGUGAGCUUUGUAUCACCAAUAUUUCGGGAACAAACGACAUAUCUGAGUUGAGUUCUUCUGAGUUGAACAACUUGGUGAGAUUGAAGUACUGGAAAGGUCUUCUCAGACGACUUUUUUGGGUUUCGUUUAGCCUUGACAGGUUAGUAUCUGCUACAAGUGGAAGAGAAAUGUACUACGAUCGGAAAGAUUUGAUUAUUGACGAUUUGUCGUUGGAUGAUUUUGAACCUGGUGAGUAUCAAGUGAGCGAUCUUGCGGCAUGUAAUAAAAUGGUUAGUUUGGCAAAACUUGUGGAAAGAGUCCAAUGCUCCCACUAUCGACCUCCGACCCAUCGCACAGUUGACACACAAUUGAAAAACGAUAUCCUUAGCUGGACUUUGGACGAAAACAUUACUAACGAACUGAUUCGUAAACUCUUGGAAGUUUACCAUGCCUACAUUGCUAUUUUAACCUUUCGGUGUCGAAUAGAUACUGUAGGAUUAAUACUCAAGAGCAGAGACAGUGGAGCACUGGGCUUAUUUGAUAAAGAAGAACGUUUACCGCUACAAGAGUAUUCCAUCAAAAUCAUGUGUUUGGCAGCUUCGGAGCCUCUUGUGCACCAUGUAUUGGUGGUACAUGCCGUGCUACAUGUUAUUGCUUUGAAUCAACUCGAGUUCAAUACAUCUUCCUAUAGUAGUGACAAACCUGAAAAUUAUUACGCUGAGGUUACUGGAAUGGCAAAGCUGGUGCUCACGGACCUCAGAAAAUACUGGUGGUUUGCUGGAGCAGCUUUAAGGCUUUGUAAUGUGAUUUGGGAACUGAACAUUUAA
Messenger RNA from Meyerozyma guilliermondii ATCC 6260, 1641 nucleotides. RefSeq lists its product as uncharacterized. The transcript has a single exon. NCBI's taxonomy places the organism in Eukaryota, Fungi, Ascomycota, Pichiomycetes, Serinales, Debaryomycetaceae. Gene Ontology annotation, biological process: DNA-templated transcription. Gene Ontology annotation, molecular function: DNA binding; zinc ion binding. Bases 1 to 1641 code for a protein of 546 amino acids. The record is from RefSeq and is a predicted model, not a curated record.